AAAAUGAUUUGGUCAAGGGUGAGGCUCAGGCUCUUACCUAGCUACACAUAUUAAUAUUUAUGCUUCCAAAGUAUUCAUUAUAACAGAUGUCCCAACCCAAGAUCCAUAGUGAUUGAUUGAUUGAUAUUGCCCCACUUUACAUUUUGAGCACUUACACAACCAAAAGAGAUGUUGGACACUGAUGACUGCACCUUGUCCUUGGACAAUCUAUUUUUUGAGAAACCCGUUGUCCACAAAGUAAAGCCACUGCACCAGGAGGUCAGCAAAUGGCAGCUGGAAGUGCCUCCAUCCCUUUCUCAAGUUCCAGCCACGCAGGAAUUGCAGAAGGAGGCAGAGUCUUUUUCUCCCCAAUACAGUUUCUCACAGGGAUUCAAUAGAUUCCUGCCUCCUUCCAAAGGAUCAGAUUCUCUUAUGGUUUUACCAUCAAAGAUCAAUAGCCCCUACUCUUAUAACAAUGACGAGAAAGAGAUUGAGAUGACUCAAAGUGGCGGCAAUAGCACCAGCACCAGCUUUUGGGGAGGUAACGGGUUUCGGGAUUACUCCCGAGGUUCCUGUCAGAGUGGCAGAAGUAGUGAUGAAACCCCGCAGCACUCUGGUCAUCCAGUCAUCAGCAGAAGGUCGUUGUCUCAGGAGCAAAGCAAAAGCCCACCUCUACGGAAAAGUUUGUUCAAGGUUCAGAUGUUGAACACUGGAGGUGACUCGUCAAACGUAGACGACCUCAAAAGCAGCAGCAGCAGUCAAAGCCAGACAGCAUCCAGACCUCAAACUUUUCUCAGCGCGGUUGCCAUGGUGACAGUGCCUCCUCUUCAGGCGCCACGGGCGACAGUUAACCAGGCAGCUUCUCUUCUGUCCCCCAAGCCCCCCUUCCCACCCCCUCCUUCUUGCUCAUCUGCAGCGAGGGGCCGACCGCCGCACACAACGGCAAAUGCUGAGAUGCAGGACAACGGCACAAAGAGAGCCUUCGUUCCACCCAUGACGCCUCAGCCGCUUUGCAUAGAAGGUUCCUCUGGGAUGGGGGUGUUGAGACCAGUCUCUGAAAUCCCAGCUAAGUUCAGAUCUGUCUUCAAUGAGUUUCCCUUUUUCAACUAUGUUCAGUCCAAAGCUCUGGAUGAAGUUCUUUACACAAGUAAGAACUUUGUUGCAUGUGCUCCUACUGGAUCUGGUAAAACAGUGCUGUUUGAGCUGGCAAUCAUUCGUCUUUUAAUGGAGUCAUCAGAGCCCUGGAAAGAUGUCAAAGCUGUCUAUAUGGCCCCCAUCAAGGCUCUCUGCAGUCAGUGCUUUGAGAGCUGGAAGAAGAAGUUUGGUCCUCUGGGGCUGACCUGUAAGGAGCUGACGGGAGACACAGAGAUCGAUGACUUCUUUGAGAUUCAGGACUCCCACAUCAUCCUCACAACGCCUGAAAAAUGGGACAGCAUGACAAGAAAAUGGAAGGAUAAUUGUAUGCUGCAGCUAGUCAGGCUCUUCCUUAUCGAUGAGGUGCACGUGGUGAAGGAUGCGACUCGUGGUGCCACACUGGAAGUUGUAGUGAGCAGGAUGAAGGCUGUGCACGCAUACAGAACAGCACAGAAUCCAGAGACUGGCCUCUCUAUGAGGUUUGUGGCUGUAUCAGCCACCAUACCAAACACCUCUGACAUAGCAGACUGGCUGUCUGAUGAGAGAGGUCCUGCCACAUACCUUGACAUGGACGAGAGCUACCGUCCCGUGAAGCUGAGGAAGGUGGUGCUGGGAUUCCCCUCGACCCCAAACCAGACAGAGUUUAAGUUUGACCUUUUGCUCAAUUACAAGAUGUCCAACAUCAUACAAACGUACUCUGACCAGAAGCCUGCACUAGUGUUUUGCUCUACACGGAAAGGAGUCCAGCAGGCAGCUACAGUUCUGGCCAAGGAUGCUCGGUUUAUGAUGAGCAUUGAGCACAAGCAGAGGCUGACGAAAUAUGCAAACUCUAUUCUGGAUUCAAAACUGAGAGAUCUGUUGGUGUUAGGAGUCGGUUACCACCACGCAGGAGUUGACUUGUCGGAUAGGAAGUUGAUAGAAGAGGCCUUCACUCAGGGAGACCUGCCUGUCCUCUUCACCACCAGGACCCUGGCCAUGGGGGUGAACCUGCCAGCUCAUCUGGUAGUGAUCAAGUCUACCAUGCAGUAUGUGGCAGGAUCCUGUGAGGAGUACAGCGAAGCUGACUUACUGCAGAUGAUUGGCCGAGCUGGAAGACCACAAUUUGACACCUCAGCGACUGCAGUGAUCAUGACCAAGAUCCAAACCAAAGACAAGUACAUGAAACUUAUGAAUGGGGUGGAGAUUAUUGAGAGCAGCUUACACAGUCACCUGGUGGAGCACCUGAAUGCUGAGAUUGUUCUUCAAACCAUCAGGGAUGUCAACAUGGCUUUGGACUGGAUACGCUCCACCUUCCUGUACAUCCGAGCCCUGAAGAACCCCACACACUAUGGUUUUCCCGCAAGCUUGGACAGAUAUGGAAUCGAAGCAAAACUGCAAGAACUGUGUCUGAAGAACCUCAACUCUCUGUCCUCCAUUGGUCUGAUCGACAUGGAUGAGGAAAUCAACAUCAAACCAACAGAAGGCGGCAGAUUGAUGGCCAGGUAUUGUGUUGCAUUCGACACCAUGACACAGUUCAGCAAAGCGACCGGCACCGAGAGCCUUUCUGACCUGAUUGAGUUGGUGUCGAAGAGCAGAGAGUUCAGCGACAUUCAGUUGAGAAUGAACGAGAAGAGGACCCUGAACACCUUCAACAGGGACAAGAACAGGAUCACUAUCAGGUUUCCCAUUCAGGGAAAAAUCAAAACCAGUGAGAUGAAAGUGAACUGCUUGAUUCAGGCUCAGUUGGGAUCCAUCUCUAUUCAAGAGUUUGGACUUACACAGGACACGGCCAAGAUCUUUAGGAACGGGAUGCGCAUCAGCAAAUGCUUGUCAGAGUUUCUGAGUCACCGUUCUCGGAUUGGUUUCUCCGCGGUGCUUAACUCCCUGAUCCUGGCCAAGUGCUUCAGAGCCAAGCUUUGGGAAAACUCGUUCUAUGUUUCCAAACAGCUGGAAAAGAUAGGCCAGACGCUGUCGACGGCCAUGGUGAACGCUGGACUCACCACUUUCAGUAAAAUAGAGCAAAUCAACGCCAGAGAGCUUGAGCUGAUUGUCAACAGACAUCCACCAUUUGGGAACCAAAUCAAAGAAUCUGCCACAAAUCUCCCAAAGUAUGAAGUAACUUUGGAGCAGCUUCCGAGGUAUAGCUGUGCUACGGCAGAGAUUGUGGUGAAGGUAAACCUCAAAAAUCAAGCUCAGCUGCUGUCCAGGAGAACGGCUCCUGACGACCACUAUAUCUCUCUGAUUAUCGGAAACUCUGACAACGCUGUGGUCUUCUUACAGAAACUCACGGAUUUGGUCCUGCUGAAGUGUGGCAGCUGGUCAAAGAAGAUUGAGGUGGCAAAGGCCUCGAAAGGAGAGGAGAUCAGUGUCAAUCUCAUCAGCUCACAAUAUGUGGGCCUGGACAUCCAGCACAAGUUCAACGUCUACUACUCUGGAGCCAGAAGGUUUGGAAAUGAAAUUCCUUCCAACACACCCUUUGAUCCGACAGGACAGAGACCUCAGCACGCUGCACUGAAACCACAUUCUACAGAUCAGGCUGCGGGUCACAGGGAAAGUGCCACAUCUGCUACAGACCAAGAUUUAAGCAAUAAGAGACAAUGCAACCACUACUGCAAGAAUAAGGAUCUCUGUGGCCACGACUGCUGUAAAGUAGGUGUGGCUGUGGCAAGGAAGAGGUCAGCAAAUCAGGAGUCCAGUUUCUCUUCCUAUUUGAAAGACUUAAGGAACAGAUGUGACACCCUUCCACAGACUCCUGUCAAACGGCUGAAGAUGAAAAUUAGUGAGGAAUCUGUUUCUGUUGACAUGCAGGAGUUUGCCUACAAACCCAAAGAGAGGCUACCUACAACUUCCUGGUACGAAGGAAGUCACUGGGAAGGACCACAUGUUGACAUUGUGGAUCUGACAGGAGACCAGAUAGAGCCUGACAUCGUCCAUCUGAACCAUGUUGACAGUAAUUAUGAAGACUACGUUGAGGACACCGCCGGGAUGAUGGAGGAGCCUGUAAAGGCAUCUCAAGCUCCACAUCAGAUUAUUGUUAAAAAAUCUUCUUCCGCGUGGAUGAACCCAGGAGUCAGUGUUUGCCACAACCAGAAACCGCUUCUAAGCCGGAUCCAAACAACCAGCUCGGCUGCCGUGACAAACCAGGGCGCUCCCUGCGUAAAUGCUUCUUCCCCACAAAUACCGACGGUCAGCUUUGACCUUGGAAACGAGUGGGACGACUUUGAUGACGAGAACUUGGUGAAUGCCAGCGAGAUGCCAUUGGCCUUGUGUCAACCUGAAGUCCAGCAGUGUGUCGGCUACAACAUGCCAGGCCUUGCUGCUUCAUCUGCGCUGGUGCUCCUCAGUCACUCACAAGUCAAACCCUGUGUGACCACAGCCAGAAUGCCACUGAGGUCGGUUUUGCCUGAAGUCAGAGAACAAGGACCCUCACUGGUUACAGUCAGACCUCUGAACAGAAGCACAUUUGGCUGGAAUGAAAAGAGAUCAAGUCCUUUCAGAGAGGAGAUCACAGUCAAAGCACCAAAAUUUCUCCAAAAGCAGACUGAGGCCCAUGUGGCCACAGUUCCCAGAGGGUUUGAUUUCUUCUCAACUGUGAGCGUCCCAUCCAACACCAGCUCAGCUGUCAGCAGAAGCAUUAAAUGCAAAGAAGAGGAAGCUUUCCUUGGGAUAUUUGAUGGUAUAUUUUAAAAAGUACUGCUUGUCGAACUGAAUAUCUCAUCAUCAGAAAGUCUUUUGGUCACUGUUCAUAUUGUGUUAACUGGUGAUCUUUACCCGUCGUUAUGACUUAAAGAUGUAUUGCCGUACGUUCGUAUUGUAAAUGACUGUGUUUCGCCUAUUAGUUCUAAUUGUUACUAUGGUCAUUUUGUAUUUGUUUAUUUAUUAAUAAAGUCUGGGGUUG
Messenger RNA from Pungitius pungitius (ninespine stickleback), 4990 nucleotides. It is a transcript of the gene hfm1, whose product is annotated as helicase for meiosis 1. Bases 169 to 4779 code for a protein of 1536 amino acids. Gene Ontology annotation, molecular function: nucleic acid binding; ATP binding. The transcript has 40 exons. Lineage: Eukaryota; Metazoa; Chordata; Actinopteri; Perciformes; Gasterosteidae. The record is from RefSeq and is a predicted model, not a curated record.